Anopheles stephensi (Asian malaria mosquito) is the source of this 1192-nucleotide messenger RNA. It is a transcript of the gene Gas41, whose product is annotated as YEATS domain-containing protein 4. The coding region runs from base 145 to 837 and encodes 230 amino acids. The transcript has 3 exons. Gene Ontology annotation, biological process: regulation of DNA-templated transcription. NCBI's taxonomy places the organism in Eukaryota, Metazoa, Arthropoda, Insecta, Diptera, Culicidae. The record is from RefSeq and is a predicted model, not a curated record.
UUUGACAGCUGCCGGCAGCAUCAUCGGUGCAGCGCGUUGUUUACAAACAUUUUGUUGGUGUAAAGAGAAACAGUACAAAUUUUCUUCAUUUUACUUGAGAACUACGUUGAAAGAUUAUUAGUUUACGUAGUGCAAUCUUCGAAGAUGAAUAUGUUAACACACUUUGGUCCGGACUCGGGUGGCCGAGUUAAGGGACUAACCAUAGUAAAGCCGGUGGUGUACGGCAAUGUGGCCCGUUCGUUUGGCAAAAAGCGGGAAGAAGACGGCCACACGCACCAGUGGACGGUGUACGUGAAACCGUACAAAAACGAAGAUAUGCAAUCGUAUGUGAAAAAGAUACACUUCAAGCUGCACGAAAGCUACGCGAACCCGAACCGCAUCAUCACGAAACCACCAUACGAAGUGACCGAAACCGGGUGGGGCGAGUUUGAGAUAGUGAUCAAAAUUCAUUUUCACGAUCCUACCGAACGGCCCGUCACGAUGUACCACAUCCUGAAGCUGUUCCAAUCGCCCAUCCUGGACGGUGAGGUUUCGUCGCAGAUCGAGGGUAAGAAGGGGCUGGUGUCGGAGCAGUACGAGGAGCUGGUAUUCCAGGAGCCGACGCAACUGAUGCAGCAACAGCUGACGAAUGUGAAACCUGUAACCAGUGGCAUCUGGAAGCAUGAUACGGAUUUUGAGGAGAAAAAGGUACAGGCGCUGGAAAAUAUAAUCGAAACCAAGGCGAAGGUAAUAUCGGAAAUUGCACUGCUGAAGGAAAAAUUGAAACUUGCCCGAGAAACGAUAGCAAAGUUUAAAACCGAAAUGACCAAGGUGCAAGGACAGCAAGCCGCCGCAUAAAGAUGGGUCAUGGCCAUUUCUAGAUUGAUUGCUAGAGGAAAGGGAAUCUAACGACGAAUGCGUGCUUUUGUAAGAUGGUAUGAGAAAUAGGAUGUUGAGCAUUUGUUCAUUACGACUGACAAAGCGGAGAUGUUGAACCAACAUCCUUAUUCUCCCAAUCCCGUGUGCUGCUAAGGGCACGUUUUUUGGUCUAAGCUAGGAGAGGACGUCAAGGCUCUUAGUGACCCGGGCAGUACACAUUGUCGAGGACCGGAGCGAGCGAGCGAGAUCGCUCGAACGUUUCUUCUAAUUGUCGGAGAAUUUAAAUUUUAAACUUAAGCCAAUUUGAAUAUAAAAGUAAUUAAGAACACAAACG